GAACGUCACUUCGAUCAAAAAACACCAAAUUAUAAAGGAUUGAAUUAUCUCGAGUACAAUCGAAUACAUUUCAUUCGGAUACCGCCAUACCAUAACCAUGUCUCAUUUGACUUACAGCAAUUACGAGGGUUACGGACAAAGGGCCAAACAAGAUCUGUGGUACAGCCAGGCUGUUAGAGUUGGAGAUGUUAUUGAAUGUUCCGGUCAAGGUGGAUGGGACCGCACAACUGAAGCCAUAAGCCCCGAUAUAGUUCUUCAGAUUGAACAGGCAUUUGAUAAUGUUGAGCGAACACUUAAAGUAGCCGGCUCGAAAGGUUGGGAAGAUGUGUUUUCCAUUAGAUCAUAUCAUGUGCCGGCGGACGAAAAAUCGUUGGAGACAAUGGUCAGGUGCUUGAAAAAGUACUGCCCGGAUCAUCAGCCAGUUUGGACUUAUCUUGGAGUUCCGAGGCUCGCAUUGGAGGAUAUGAAAGUGGAAAUUGAGGUGAGGGCUCAUGUGCCCCAAGACAAGAAAGCGUGAAUAUUCUGUAAUUAAUAACAAGAGAGAUGAUUCACACUCCUAGUAACAUAAUGAUUUUCA
This is a messenger RNA of Botrytis cinerea B05.10, 577 nucleotides long. RefSeq lists its product as hypothetical. Gene Ontology annotation, cellular component: cytosol. Gene Ontology annotation, molecular function: deaminase activity. The coding region runs from base 98 to 517 and encodes 139 amino acids. The transcript has 2 exons. The record is from RefSeq and is a predicted model, not a curated record. NCBI's taxonomy places the organism in Eukaryota, Fungi, Ascomycota, Leotiomycetes, Helotiales, Sclerotiniaceae.